AAUUGAUGUUAUAAUUUUCCAGCUAAGCCACCCAGAGCGGUAUGCGCACCAUUUUCACGGAUAUUGUAAAGUAAAAUUCAUGUUCUCUUCGGGUAAACGACAGAUACUGAUACGAGCCAGCAGUUUUGUGCAAGACUUUUAAAUGCUAUCGAAGAAAAAUACCCAAAUUUUGAUUAAUAGCUGAGUACAGACUGAAGAAUGGACGGUGGAGUGGUAGUAGUUACCAAUCCGUAUGUGGAUGUGCGGCUGUCGAGCACCAUCUCCUCCUUUGAUGCAAAGCGCAGGUUCAAUAGAGGGAUUAGUAUAGCAGAAUUAAAGAAAAAAUUGGAGAUGGUUGUGGGCGCAUCUGCCUCCUGCAUGGACCUGGAGUUAUUCAGUAUCUCUGACAAGUUCCUGCAGAAAAUGGAUGACAAUGAGGCCUUGCUAGGUUCCUAUCCUGUGGAUGAUGAGUGCAGAAUACACGUUAUUGACAGAAGCGGUGGUCAGAUGGACCAGUUCACAGAUGUUUCCAAAGUGGAGAAGUUUGAACUGCCAGAUGACGCUUAUGAUAAGAGAACAGACUCAGUAAGGUCAUUCAUGAAGAAACAACGUGUUGGUCGCUUCAAUGAGGACGAAAUGGCCAAAAAGAAAGCUGAGCAUGCUGCUCGGGAAGAGGAACAGAAGGCUGCUGCUGAUGCCAUUUCUGUUGGCAGCCGCUGUCAAGUGCAGGUUCCUGGUCAGCCCACAAAGCUUGGAACAACCAUGUAUGUUGGCACAACAGAUUUCAAACCGGGUUAUUGGGUUGGCGUGAAGUACGACGAGCCCCUGGGAAAACACAAUGGAACUGUUGAGGGGAAGCAGUACUUUGUAUGCGAGAACAAAUACGGCGCAUUUGUGAAGCCUCUGAGUGUGACUGUGGGAGACUUCCCUGAGGAGGAUUUCGGUUUAGAUGAGAUGUAAGACUGUAUAGUUUCUCCUGCCCUGAAAUUUAAACACCUAAAGCUGUUGUCUUUUCACCAAGCAGAGAGGAUGCAGAGUCACUUUUAUUGUAACAUGUUUAUUGUUGUUUGCGCUUCUCUUGUGAUCCAAAGGCCUCAAGGUCUCUUUCAGUAACUUCAGAGCAACAUGACAGAGGUGACGGUCAGGUUAUAAUAAUAACAGGAUAAUGACUAAGAGAAGCUCACACCAACAAUGUUUCAUAAAGGAGAGUGUUUUUUGUUGCAGCAUAUUAAGGAUUAAGUUGUUGACUCUUACUCCACACACUUAUGUUUCAUUUUCUUGCUUUAGUUGUACUUGUUGGUCCCAUGCAGUCUCUGGAUGGGAUUCUUCUGUGUAAUCUAACAGUCCAUGAUCAUUUAAAGCUUAAUUUCUCCUCAUCUAGUUAAUGUCAUUGUGUACGAAGAUGAUUGUAUAUAACUGUUUAUAGUUAACUGUAGCCUUAGCAUUUUUUUGAAGACUGUAAAUUCCUGAGAGAGUGGUCUGACAUUUGGACAACUGUCUGUUAAAGGAAAAAUUCACCCCAACAUACUUUGACACUGAAAUCAAAAGUGACACUGUCUCUUGUGUUCCCAACUACUUAUCUGUAAGUGAGUUCAACUGGAGAAACAUUUUCCUGAUUAGAUUAAAAUCAGUGCUCAAUGGCCAAAUUUAUUUGCAUUAGUUACUGACAGACAAGAAAUUCACAAUUAGAGGAAGUAACAAUAGAGCCAUAUCAACUGUAGUCUCAGUGGUCCAUCAUGCUGCACAGCUUGAAGCUGUAUUUUAACUCCAGUAACACCUUUAUGCUUUAUAAGUAAAAAAUCUCUUGCUCCUAUUUGCUGUAUUUUGCAGUUAUGGUCUUCGACAUAAACAUACAAUGCAUGGAAUAAGUGUGCCAAAGUGUGCAAGGGUAGAUAUUUCCUUUUUACGAAUAUUGAAUUAACUCAAAUUUGUUUUGUCUUCAUAUGUAAAGAAUUCAUUUUUGGCUUUCCAAGUGAAAAUAAGAUGUAAUUGAUCUUUAUUUUCCUGUGGCUGAAUUCUUUGUGUUAAAACAUUAAAUCGCCUGCACUUGAAUGCGUCCUGCUUAUAUUGAACCACUGUAAUAAAAAAAAUGUUCCAAGUUUAAUAUUUGAAAAACAUAUACUGUUUUCUUACUUUAAAUGUGACCGGUUAAAUCAAAUAUAUCUGCAGAAUUUAAACUGAUCUUACCUACAUACAAAUGGAUGUGAAAAUCCAGGAGUAAAUCAGUCAAAUUAUCCAAGUAAAUACUAGUAGCUCUGCUCCAUUAGAGUUGAUUUGUGCGAUGAAACAUGUUUGAGUUGUGCUUCAGUCUGGACUGUAAAUACCUGUAUUUUUUAUAUUCUUGCAGUUGUAAACAUGACAGAUUGGAUUUCAUGCAGUAGAAGUACAAUCUCUGUUAGCACGUACUCGUUUCAUAACGUGUCCAUUCAUCCUUAAGUAGCAGAUACCUUAGUGGAGAGGGGUGCUAAAUUCUGAAACAUACCUGUUUGUUUCUCAUCUGUAGCACAAUCAUGAAAUGUAUCCGUGAAAUCUGCAACUUUUGCAAGAUAUAUAUUUUUGAUUAGAAUUUUUUUCAGGCAUUUUGAAACACUAAGGAACAGAAAACUGGUAAAACUCUUGAUUCCAUCUACUUAAUACUCACUCACUAGUUAACUGCUCUCCAUCAUCAUCAUCAUCACCGCAACACUCAGCUUUGGACAAUGUGCAUUUCCAAUGAAUUAUAUGCCUUAUUUAUGGUUUGUUGUAUGUCACUGAGCAAAAAACUUGUCACAUGCUUGUUAUUUGUCCUCUACAGCUUACAGAAAAAAUGUAAAUGAAUCAUUCUUGUGGUUUCUAUUCAAUGAAAUGUCAUUACCACAAACAGAAAAAUGUAGUGCUGUUCUUUUCUGAUGUUAGUCUCUGAGGUGCUGGUGUCACUAUGUGCCAAAGAGUUAAUGCUUAAUAAUAAAAACUGUUGAGUUGA
This is a messenger RNA of Amphiprion ocellaris (clown anemonefish), 2941 nucleotides long. RefSeq names its product tubulin folding cofactor B (gene tbcb). Bases 199 to 939 code for a protein of 246 amino acids. Lineage: Eukaryota; Metazoa; Chordata; Actinopteri; Pomacentridae. The transcript is spliced from 7 exons. Gene Ontology annotation, molecular function: alpha-tubulin binding; microtubule plus-end binding. Gene Ontology annotation, cellular component: cytoplasm; nucleus; microtubule plus-end. Gene Ontology annotation, biological process: post-chaperonin tubulin folding pathway; tubulin complex assembly; cytoplasmic microtubule organization. The record is from RefSeq and is a predicted model, not a curated record.